GAAUGGCACAAGAGGCAAAGGCAUAAAUAAACGGGAGUGGUUCAUUUGCAUGCUUUGCUAUUUGCUAUUUGCUAUUUGCUAAUGCUACCUAUUCUCUCUCUUUGCCUCAAGAAAAGGAAAAAGCGUGAGUCACAAGACAUGGCAGUUGAGGCUCCUCACAAUCACAUGAAUCUCAUCCCUCCGCAGUUACUCACCGCCAGAGAAAUGACGACGACGAAUAAGGCGCAAAUGGACGGUGGUGGUGGUGGUGGAAUGGCUCUGGCGUCCACGGUGUUACCCUCCGACAGUGGCCUCACCUACCACAUCCCCCUCCCGAGGAAGCGCUCCAGGGACAGAGACUCCCAAUCCAACGCUCCCCCGCUCCCGCAGAAGCCCAAGCUCUCAUCUCAGCCCUCCAUCUUCGACCAUCUCCACAGCCACCAGUACGAGAUCGACCGCUUCAUCGCGCAGCACACGGAGAAGGUUAGGAUGGAGUUGGAGGAGCAGAGAGUGAGGCAUUCAAGAAUGCUGGUGACGGCGAUACAAGAGGCGGUGGCCAAGAAACUGAAGGAGAAGGACGAGGAGAUUCACCGCGUCGGGAACCUAAACUGGGUGCUGCAAGAAAGAGUGAAGAGCCUCUGCGUCGAGAAUCAGAUUUGGAGGGAGUUGGCUCAGACCAACGAGGCAACCGCCAAUUCGCUUAGGAACAAUCUAGAACAGGUGCUGGCGCACGUUAGCCAGGAGCAUCAUCAUGACGACGACGCUGAGUCCAGCUGCGGCAGCAACGUCCACCGCGAGGGCGGCGGCGGAGGAAACGAUAAAAGGAUGUGCAAUCGGUGUGGGGUGAGGGAAUCGAUAGUGCUGUUGCUACCGUGCAGACAUCUCUGUCUCUGCACAAUGUGUGGGUCCACCCUUCACACUUGCCCUCUCUGCCAUUCUGGCAUCAAUGCCAGCGUCCAUGUUAAUUACUCUUAGGAGGUCACAUUUUACUUUUUUACAUUACACCCUCCAUAAAUAGAAACACUUACUUUUUCUAUUU
Cajanus cajan (pigeon pea) is the source of this 1018-nucleotide messenger RNA. Its product is annotated as BOI-related E3 ubiquitin-protein ligase 1. Gene Ontology annotation, biological process: regulation of programmed cell death. Gene Ontology annotation, molecular function: ubiquitin-protein transferase activity. Lineage: Eukaryota; Viridiplantae; Streptophyta; Magnoliopsida; Fabales; Fabaceae. The record is from RefSeq and is a predicted model, not a curated record.